AUGAGCAGUUCCCCAUUCACCUUCAAACUCCCACUCCUCCCCCUCCUCCUCCUCCUCCUCCUCCUCCUUUUCCCCUCUCCCCACACCACAGUUGUCGCAGACACUGCCAAAGCACAACUAACCUUCGCAGACCAGCGGAUCGCCAUGGUUUACCCCGUCAUUCAAAAAUUCAAAACCACCAUCACCUCCGACCCUCUCAACGUCACCCAAACCUGGGUCGGCCCCAACGUCUGCACCUACAAAGGCUUCUACUGCGACAACCCGCCGGACAACCGCUCCGCCACUGCCCUCGCCUCCGUCGACUUCAAUGGCUUCCGCCUCGAGGCCCCCACCCUCUCCGGCUUCCUCGACGGCCUCCCCGACAUCGCCCUCUUCCACGCCAACUCCAACGGCUUCGCCGGCACCGUCUCCCCGGCCGUCUCCCAUCUCCCCUACCUUUAUGAGCUCGACCUCAGCAACAACAAGCUGUCUGGGCAGUUCCCGGCCGCCGUUGUGGGCAUGACUGGUCUAUCCUUCCUCGACAUCCGGUUCAACCUCUUCGCCGGACCGGUACCGCCAGAAAUAUUCACCCAGAACGAUCUCAACUUCCUCUUCAUCAACAACAACGAGUUCACGCAGAACCUCCCCGACGAUCUGGGUAGCUCUCAUUUCAUCUACGUGGCCCUGGCGAACAACAAGUUCUCGGGCCCCAUCCCAAGAACCAUCUCCGAGGCAUUGUCUACGGUGACGGAGAUUUUGCUGUUGAACAAUUCAUUGAGCGGGUGCCUUCCGUACGAGAUAGGGCUGCUGAAGGAGGCCACGGUGUUGGACGCCGGCAACAACCGGUUAACGGGUCCGUUGCCGUUCUCGCUAGGUUGCUUGGAGAAGGCGGAGCAGCUGAACUUCGCCGGGAACCUGCUGUACGGGGCGGUGCCGGAGCUGUUGUGUGCGCUUGGGAGUCUGGUUAACUUGUCGCUGUCGGAUAAUUACUUUACGCAGGUUGGGCCGGUGUGUAGGGUGUUGGCUUUGAGAGGUGGGCUUGAUAUUAGGAAGAACUGCGUCCCUGAUUUGGGACUGGGAGAGCAGAGAUCGGCGGCAGAGUGUGCAGCUUUCUUUGCAUUCCCAAGGUUUUGCCCGCACACGGAGUGGUAUACUUAUUAUCCUUGCAAGCUUCCUCCUUUUCAUUAA
Messenger RNA from Malania oleifera, 1167 nucleotides. RefSeq lists its product as uncharacterized. Bases 1 to 1167 code for a protein of 388 amino acids. The record is from RefSeq and is a predicted model, not a curated record. The transcript has a single exon. Gene Ontology annotation, molecular function: protein binding. Lineage: Eukaryota; Viridiplantae; Streptophyta; Magnoliopsida; Santalales; Ximeniaceae.